Pseudoliparis swirei is the source of this 5787-nucleotide messenger RNA. RefSeq names its product UDP-N-acetyl-alpha-D-galactosamine:polypeptide N-acetylgalactosaminyltransferase 12 (gene galnt12). Lineage: Eukaryota; Metazoa; Chordata; Actinopteri; Perciformes; Liparidae. The record is from RefSeq and is a predicted model, not a curated record. The transcript has 10 exons. Gene Ontology annotation, cellular component: Golgi apparatus. Bases 263 to 1996 code for a protein of 577 amino acids.
GUCAGCACAAAAAACUUCAAGGUUUCCGCUCAACAAGUCACCAAAACUCUCCGGCGUGGUCGAUGGAUACGAGGGGACUUAACUUCAAUUAAAGUCACUUUCAUCGCGCAUCAAGGAAUGCACCUGAAGGCGUCCGACGGAAACGUGGCGAGGCUGGUGAAACAAAACAACUGUUCACGUCCCUCGGGCAGGAACGCCAGCGGAGGGCAGCUCCUCUGGGCAUGAACGUGCGCACCGAGGAAGGAAGUUAGGAAGCGACACGAUGGCACAGUGCGGAAGAAGGAAUCGACCUAAAUUGCUUUUUUUCCUCUUUGGCGCUACUCUAGUGGGAUACCUGAUAUUUUUCAGACACAACUCGGGGGACGCGAACGCAACGAAUCGACGAGAUGCCCCCGGAGAGCGAGAGGUGGCAAAUGAGGAGCUCAAGAAACCCGUCUACGAGCGGCCCCCCUCUGAUGCGCACGCCCUGGGGGAAAUGGGGAGAGCCGUCAAACUAAACCUUGACGAAGAGGAGAGAAGAAAGGAGCAGGAAAGCAUCAAGAAACAUCAGAUCAACACUUAUGUCAGUGAUAAAUUGUCGUUACACCGGAAGCUGCCAGAGAGAUGGAACCCGCUGUGCAGAGAGCUGAAGUACGACUACAGGUCGCUGCCCACGACCUCCGUGGUCAUCGCCUUCUACAACGAGGCCUGGUCCACCCUGCUGAGGACGGUCCACAGUGUGCUGGAGACGUCGCCCGACAUCCUGCUGAAAGAGCUGGUGCUGGUGGACGACUACAGCGAUAGAGCUCAUCUGAAGGAGCCACUGGAGAGGUACAUCUCAGGUUUGAGGAAGGUGCAUCUGAUCCGGGCCACCAAGAGGGAGGGGCUGGUGCGGGCACGGUUGCUCGGGGCGUCUAUUACCACGGGUGACGUGCUGACCUUCCUGGACUGUCACUGCGAGUGUCAUGAGGGCUGGUUAGAGCCUCUGCUCCACAGGAUCAAGGAGGACCCGUCGGCUGUGGUGUGUCCCGUUAUCGAUGUGAUCGACUGGAACACCUUCCAGUAUUUAGGGAACUCUGGUGAACCCCAGAUUGGGGGCUUUGAUUGGCGGUUGGUCUUCACCUGGCACGCUAUCCCAGAGUAUGAACAGAAACGCCGUCAAUCGCCCGUUGAUGUCAUCAGGUCUCCGACGAUGGCAGGCGGUCUGUUUGCUGUGAACAAGAACUACUUCCAUUACCUGGGGACAUACGACACAGGGAUGGAGGUGUGGGGAGGAGAGAACCUGGAAUUCUCCUUCAGGAUUUGGCAGUGUGGGGGCAGCCUGGAGAUCCACCCAUGCUCCCACGUGGGUCAUUUGUUCCCUAAAAAGGCCCCUUACUCCCGGAGCAAAGCUCUGGCGAACAGCGUGAGAGCCGCUGAGGUCUGGAUGGAUGAGUACAAAGAGAUCUACUACCAUCGAAACCCCCACGCACGACUGGAGGCCUACGGUGACGUGACUGAGCGGAAGAAGCUUCGAGAGAAGCUGGGCUGUAAGAGCUUCAGGUGGUAUCUGGAUAAUAUAUUCCCCGAUAUUCACAUCCCAGAGGAUCGGCCAGGCAUGUUUGGAAUGCUGAAGAACCGGGGCAAGACCAACUUCUGCUUUGACUACAACCCGACCGAUGAAAACAAAGUGGUGGGCGAAAGGGUCAUCCUGUACUCGUGUCACGGCAUGGGUCAGAACCAGUUCUUUGAAUUCUCCCCGGACGGUGAGAUCCGCUACAACACGAGGACUCCUGCUGGAUGCGUCGUGGGCGACAACAUCAGCAACUACCUGAACGUGCAGCUGUGUCGAAAUCGAGGACAGCCUCUACCUGUGGACCAGAAGUUUGUUCUCAGAGAGGAUGGGAGCCUGCACCACACGUUGAGCCAGAAGUGUGUUGAGGCGCUCGACAAGACGGACAACGGGACCCCAGCCCCCUCACUCCAACCCUGCUCCGACAGCCUCCUCCAGAAGUGGUUCUUUGAGGAGAGGAUGUAACGCUAUCAAACAUUUUUCUCAUUCAGGGUUGAUUUCCCGAGGAGGGAGUUGGGUGGAUUUUGAUAUGUUGGCCGUGUCCCGAAAGAAGCCCGAAGGGGGAAGCUUCCAUGCCCUCCCCAAAUUCGACAUUUGCAGAUUUUUUUUGCUUGCUGGAUAUAAUGAACAAAUAGGAAAUUAAGUAUGGGUUCUGCUUUCGGAAGAACUUUGAGAAUAUAUAUAUAUAUAUGGGAAUAAUCUUUCUUGGAUGCUGUUGCUGGGAGACAGGAGCCUACUGAAUAUGCAUUGCUUUGUAAUCAAGGAGGAUCAGUCAGAACCUGCACAUUCUGACAUGUUUCUUGAGGGACAGUUACCUACUCGGGUACGAUCGCGAGAUCAGUUCAGCUCACUUGCUUUAUGCCAUCGGUCUCAAUGCGUUAGCACAUUGUGAAGCAUUGAGACGUGUUUGCAUGUUCGCCUGCAGAGGGCGCCAACGCUCCUCCCUGCAAGUCUCUCUUUCACGGUGUUCUCUAUUUGUUGAGAGAAAAUGGGACAAAUCUUCAGGUAUUUUGUUCAGAACCUUUUUAAGCCUUUUGAUUGCUUUGUACUCGGAUCCCAGGCAUUAUGCACCCAGUACCUCUUCAACUUAAUCACCUACCUGCUGAGGAUCUCCAGUCGUCUUCUGUUCGGCUGUGAAUGAACCUUUAAAGUAAAAUGACAUGGGUCAUUUAAUAUAUUUUUUACAACAUAGUGUACUUGCCUCUAUUCUGUGCUCUUUAAAUUAUUUAUAUAUAUUUCUUCAGCUGUCUUAAUCACAUCAGAUUUACUUCAUGUGUCAUCAACUAUGUUUAUUUAACUGUAUUUAGAUAAGAAUAUAUGACUUACUAUGUUAUAUUUUAAAGCUUAGAUGCAGACAUUUUAAGUCAUACAUACGAGGACAUGUAUUCUCUUAAUGUUAGCAAAUGCAUAUUGUAAGAACAAGAUCCUCUUUCCCAUCUUUCUUGUACACUUGAAGCCAAUAGAAAGUGCCUUAAUGUAAAAAAAAAAAAAAGGGGAAAAAAAAGAGCAUAAGAGUAGACUUCUAUUUUAAGAUUUCCCUUCAGGAAGAUGUUUUUGUACUGAAUGUAUAUUUGAUCACACAAUGAGAUAGGAAGUGAACUGUAGGGAGAGUUGUGACAAAGUGUUCCAAUAUGUACGCUCUCCUGCAGACAAGACGGUGUUCCUCUGAGUGCACAUGUAUUCCUCCUGUGGCUCGGACUGAUUCGUGCACACCGCCCCUUUUUCCAUCGGUCAGAAUCUGAACUAUAGAUCUGUCUGUUGUGGUUACUCGUGAGGCGGUCCGAGGGAAACACAGCCGAGGAGGAGACAGUUUUUUGUGUCUCCAGAGUGCUGGGGAUGCCAAAUGGCGUCUGGAUGGAUUUUCUGGUCCUCCCAAUUCAGUAUCGCCUUAGCGCCAGCCACAUCCACCUAAGAUAGGCACUUGUUUCUUGUGUGCCUAUGUUUUGAUUUAUGAAUGGAAGUCAUCAAGAGCACAGUCUCUGGCAGCAUGGGCCGAUAGUGGAGGGGACUGAAUGAAGCAAUUUGUGACCUCUCUAACCAUUAACCCGAACAGGCUGCUGGUCCAUCGGUCUCAAGGGAGCUUCGCUAGAGGACAAUCGUACUGAAGUAGAUUUUUGUGAUUGAUUCAGAAUGUAGACUCGCAGUGAGAUGAAUAUUUCGUUUCAGUAGAAUCCAAAUCCCUUCAUCUGCCUAAUAUAAUGAAUGUACCGUAAUGUGCAGGAAAAUGGUAACAUCUGUGCACAUGAACCCACAUAGGAGAAGCCUAAAGGGACGGCGCAAUAUGUGCUUCACUUAGCUCUCUGAAGUUAUAUUUAUAAUCACACUGUGUAGGAUGAAGGCACAAGUUCCAAGCGUAUUGGAUAAUGGAUGUCAUUUGUGGGGUUGAAGUUCUCGGUAAUCUAUAAAGGUUUUUGCCGGCACAAGGUACAAGGUUGUGCAGACGAAGCUUGGUGAUGAUUAUCGUGUGCUACAUAGUGUUAUAAAUCUGAAUGAUUGAAGCUACUGGUGUGAUCAAGUUCCCGCAAAUUCAGAAUAACAUCACAUAACGGAUGGAAUAUGUGUCUAAUAAGAAAUAUUAUGUCUGCUCCUCAAAGCUUAGGUACGGCGCCUCACACAAACGCAACACACACACACACACUUGUUAUCAUGUUGUUACAAUGAGAGAGGGGGCCACUGGGGGGCCCCGUCCUGUGAGAAGGGGUGGGAAGAUGGAGCAGGUCCGAGGUCAGGAUGACGUCACGAAAAUGUGGGGGCUGAGCGGUACUUUGCUUGGGAGAGAGAGUCGUUUUGGGUUUCAACCGGUGUUGUUGAGAGGACUCCCGCUGGGAUUAAAAUCGCAUGCGAGCUUGUAGUUUACGUGUGAUCGGUGAAUAAAUUCUUCUGUUGCAAAGGAGAGAACGAGAGAAGGUCGUUGGCUGAAUUAUUCCCUUUGCUCGACCAGGCAACCGAUUUUAAUGCACGCUAACACUAGAGAGAGGGGUGGGUGGGUGGGGACUGUCUCUGGAUUGUAUGAAUGUGUUGGGCGGUGAAGCUUGACGUCGGUCACCACUGCCACAGAGAAGUUGGGGAACAGGUUGUUCUUCAGGGGUUCAUGGGCCCGGGCAGCCCUGCAGACGGUCAUGGGGUUUCCCUGCUAUGAUUUAGGACUUCAAUGAGUUUCUGCCACGAGAGAUAUGAUUCAAUAUGAACCGGUGAAAUUGACCUUUAUACAAGGAUGAAAAAGAUGUCACUUUCUAUCGGUUUGUGUCUUUAGCCGGUGACUGAAGUAUACAUACGAUAUCCUGUGAAUAAAAGAGUUAUUUACUGUCCCACUGGCCUUCUGUUAUGCAGACAUGUCCUUCAUAGUAAAAAUAAAUAAAUAAUGCUGCAGUUAUAUUGUAUGCUAAUUUGAUGAGGUGCAUGAAGCGGCAAUGCAAUUGAUAUUCACCAGUCGAGGAUCAAAUCUCUCUGGCAGGUCAUGAGAGGUAUUUGAUCAACCAGACUCAUGUUGUAAAUAGUUGUGAUAUUUAAUUAUGGAGCACUUUAACCUGUCGAGAGGCCGAUUUUCACCUAACCCCAAUAACCCGUACUGCUGUUUUACAAUAGCACGGACAUGUCAAUUCCCAAUAAACACAUUUCAGUUAUUUAAGUGGUGAACAUGCACAGAUACCAAUGCUAGAAUGUAAAACCAUGUCGGGUGUAUUAAUGCUGUUAGCAACUCCAGUGGCCUUAUAUUGUUAAUAGGAUGGUGAAGGAUUAAUAAUAUGCGUUGGAUUUGGUGGAUCACUCAAUGUAACAAAUCAGAUGUCAAUGUACCCACUUAAACACAAAUGUAAUGUUGGCUUUUUGUAUUGACCUGUUCUCGCUUAUUAUGUCUCUUGAUUUUAAUAUUUGUUUGUGUGUAAUAUCAUUGGCAGGCUUUAUAUAUGGAAAACUAUCCAGAAAAUACUUCUGCUCUCCCUGUACUCCUUUGUGUAUCCAUUAAAGUGUGACUCAGCCAGCAUCCCCAAUGAGAAGGAACAGGCUCUCAACCACAUGGCACUGAGACCUGGAUCAAGAUGCAUGGAGGGUUAGUAAUGAGAGAAGAAAUAGAAGUAGGGUGGGGGGCUGAGUUUUCCAACCAUAUCUGAUUGGCUUGAUCACCAGCUUCUGAGUGAGGUGGUGAAACGUCGAGCCCGCGCCAAGUCGCUCUGUUCCCCCCGGUGUCGACGCUCCGGCCUGCAGUCGCUCUCAAUUACUCAUUGACGAUGCUCUGCUGUUUCUUCCAUACAAUUGUG